AUGGUACACGCCGCCGACCACCUGUCUGCCCAAGAGCUCGAGACGCUCUCCACCAAGGCCAUCGCCGCCAAGGACACCGCAUACUGCCCCUACUCAAAGUUCCGUGUUGGCGCAUGCAUUUUGACCGAGUCGGGCGAAUUCGUCCAGGGCGCCAAUGUUGAAAAUGCCUCUUAUCCUGUUGGAACUUGUGCGGAGCGAGUAGCUUUUGGAAGUGCGAUUGUGGCCGGGCAUCGCAACUUCAAGGCCAUUGCCGUUGCGACUGACAUCAAACCUCCCGCUUCACCAUGCGGCAUGUGUAGACAGUUUAUGAGUGAAUUUACCACCCCAGAGUUCCCUAUCUUUAUGUAUGAUGGUGAGGGGAACUAUACUCUUACUACAAUGGGAGAGCUCCUACCGAGCUCGUUCGGCCCGAGUGAUUUCACUCAUUGA
Molecule: messenger RNA, 429 nt
Organism: Aspergillus niger
Lineage: Eukaryota; Fungi; Ascomycota; Eurotiomycetes; Eurotiales; Aspergillaceae
Exons: 5
Coding region: 1-429 (142 amino acids)
Cellular component (GO): cytosol
Molecular function (GO): cytidine deaminase activity; zinc ion binding
Source: RefSeq, a predicted model, not a curated record